GGGAGUGGUUCUACAAUAUACGUUCCUUAGCUCGACUUCGGCGUCAUGGAGAAGCGCGUCAUGAACAACGAUACCAAUGGGCGAUGCCCUGCCCACAGGCGGCCUUGUCUGCUGGGAUUCGCUACGGGGACGGCAAUGUGGAUAUCGAGCGCUGCAACGAGUACUUCGAUUCUCGCGUUGCAACCUCACCCAAGUGAGAAUGAAGUUCUCAGGAGAUGGCAAAGUUUUAUUACUCAACGAGUGGAAGACAUACCAGACUCGGUACUCUUCACUGGUAUUGCAGUCUGCUUGGCACUCUAUGCUGCUUCUUGCAUGCACAUUUACUACACAGCCCCAAGGUCCGUGUCGAUUACGUUGACAGCGAGUAUUCUCCUAGUCUUUGUGGAGAUAGUUUGGAACGCCCUGAAUGUGACACCUGUAGAAAGGCUGGCCGUUGUUUUGCCGGGCACGGUCAACAUUGGUCUUAGUUGGAUACUUGUUCAUCAGUCGAGAGAACUCCCCGAAAUCGUUCUGGGAGGGCGAGAAUCCGAGGUGUGACAAAUAUAGCCAAAACGCU
Molecule: messenger RNA, 556 nt
Organism: Bipolaris maydis ATCC 48331
Lineage: Eukaryota; Fungi; Ascomycota; Dothideomycetes; Pleosporales; Pleosporaceae
Source: RefSeq, a predicted model, not a curated record